Messenger RNA from Plasmodium reichenowi, 443 nucleotides. RefSeq lists its product as hypothetical. The transcript has a single exon. Lineage: Eukaryota; Apicomplexa; Aconoidasida; Haemosporida; Plasmodiidae. The record is from RefSeq and is a predicted model, not a curated record. The annotation marks the transcript as partial.
AAUAAAAUGAAUAAUUCUAACCCAAUGAAUAAUAAUAAUAAUAAUAUGUAUAAUUUUAACGAUUUUACAAAUAGUAUGAAUCAAACUAAUGUUAUUAAUAAUAAUAAAAAGAAAAAAGCUUUAACUACAGAUGAUUAUUUUGUUAAAUAUGAUGAAAAUCAAAAAGUUACAGAACAAACAAAAUUAAAUCAUCAUAAUGAAGAUAAUUUAAAUGAUACGAUAACUGUUUAUUUGAAUUCUAAUCAAGAAGAUUAUUUAUAUGAAAGCAAAAAUAAUUUUACAUCUAUCAGAUCAGAACAUAUUUCUUCAAUGGUCGAUAUAAAAAAGGCAUCUAUAUUAAACAGUAGUAAUAUUCUAACAAAUGAUAAUAAUACAAAUAAUAAUACAAAUAAUAAUAUUCAUAGUAAUAUUCAUAAUAAUAGUGUAUGUACAGGAAUGAAAUU